ACACACACACACACACACAUCAACCCGUAGACUUCGAACCGGAGCCAGCGGGGGGGAGAGAACGGUGCUACGGAGGACGGGCACCGGACGCGAGGCUUCCAGCGGCGCGACGGCCGAGUCGAUGGCGCUUGUUUCUAAAGUUGGACAACGGUGAUCGCCCCCCCCGGAGAGAGAGAGAGAGAGACGUUAGAAAGUCGAUCUAACGGCGAUGAAUGCGGUGUCACCCGCGAGGGAAGAGGACGGGGGGAGAGAGAGAGAGAGAGACGGAGUGGACUCGCCGUUCCGCACCCGAUGGAGGCUGUCGGGACCCUCGCCGUGAGCCGGAGGCCCGGGACGUCACCUGCGAAACGUCGACACCGCGUCGGAGGGCGUCUUUAAAGGACGAGAGCUCGCGCGCGCGCGCGCACACCUGUCCGCUCCUGCGAGAAACUCACCUGAGAACUUCGUAGGAAAAAAAAAAACCCCAAAAAAGUUUGCAGGUCGGCGUUGGCCGCGGGAGGCGGUUCUCUCCCCCCCUUUCCCUCCCCCCCCUUCCCGGACGAGAUGCCAAUCAUAGGUGACACUUAACGGGAGGUUAUUCUGCGCCUCAGGUAACCGGACAGCGUCGUCAUGUCACUCAAAGACAAUUCAUGUCGGAAAUUUCAAGCCAACAUUUUCAACAAAAGCAAAUGCCAGAACUGCUUCAAGCCCAGAGAAUCCCACCUGCUGAACGACGAAGACCUGAACCAGGCCAAGCCUAUAUACGGGGGCUGGUUGCUGCUGGCACCGGAGGGGACAAACUUUGACAACCCGCUGCACAGAUCUCGGAAAUGGCAGCGGAGGUUCUUCAUCCUGUACGAGCACGGCGUGCUGCGCUACGCUCUGGACGAGAUGGUGAGUGCUGCUGAACGCGGGUUCCCGCGCCAAGGCCGCGUCGUCUCGGUCGAACCAAACCCCCCCGAUUGCUUCUCUGUGUGACCUCACCUCCCAUUGUGUCCUUCCCUCCUCCCCGCCGACCCAAACCCGCCCCCAGGAGCCCGGCCCGGCCAAGGUGACGGUGACCAGCAGCGCCGGAGGAGGCCUCCCGUGCCUCCCCGGCGCCGAGCGCGUGCCGAUGAGCCGCUCCUCCCUGUGGCAGGAGGAGCACCGCUGGAGCCGGGCGGCCAUCCCCUGCAGCCGCAGCGCCUCCUGCGUCAGCCAGCUGAGCCAGAGCCGGCCGGACGCCCGCGUCGCCGCUCAAGACGAUGGCGGCACCGUGAGCGCCGGACGCAAGGCGCGAGUGGAGAGCGGUUACUUCUCCCUGGAGAAAACCAAGUCGGAACCUCCCCCGCAACACCAGCCGCCCCAGCAUCUGCCCCUGUCCUCCUCGGCGUCUUCCUCCUCUUUGGGAGCACUCAGUCCCAGGUACAACUCUGAGUCCGAAUCCCGAGCUUCCCCUUGUCAACCCUCCCAAGAUCCUUUCCCUCCUCCAGGUGCACUGGUUUCCCCGAGCUCCUCCUCCUCCUCCACCAUCAGCUCCUCCCAGAGCUCGCUGGAUUCCGAACCCAGCGGGCCUCCACCUGCCUGGGAGGCACGCGAUGGUGGCGGUGGUGGUGGUGGUGGUGGUGGAGGAGGGAUUUCUAGUGUCAGUGGUGGUGGGGGAGGAGGCAGAGGGGGCCGGCCGGGCUCUGAGUACGCGGCUCUGUCCGACGUGCCGCGGGCUCGCCGGCUCAGUCACCGCGAGGCCUUCCGCUCUGACAAAAAGCGCCAGGAGCUGCGGGCGCGGACCCGGAGUCCCGGCCGGGAGGAGGUGGCCCGGCUGUUUGGGGAGGAGCGCAGGCGUUCUCAGAUCAUUGGCCGAUUUGAGGAGGGUCCGCCUGAGGAGCGCAUGGACACGAGUACCUCCAGCGAGCCCUGCGCUGACACGCCGCUCACCCAGAGACAGGGACGCAGCGAGAGGCGCUACCUGGCUAACAAGCAUGAGAUUUCGCUGGAUGCAGGGAAGGACCGCUCGGGUCCUGAUGUGUCCGGCUCCACUUAUGCUAAUUUGAGAAGAGCCAAGUCGCUGGAUCGCAGAGUCACCGAGUCGGCGAUGACUCCGGAUCUGUUGAACUUCAAGAAGGGAUGGAUGACGAAGCUGUACGACGAUGGAAUGUGGAAGAAACACUGGUUUGUCCUCACGGAUCAGAGUCUGAGGUACUACAAGGACUCGAUAGCCGAGGAGGCAUCAGAACUGGAUGGUGAGAUUGACCUCUCCACGUGUUAUGAUGUCAAGGAGUUCCCCGUCCAGAGGAACUAUGGCUUCCAAAUCCUGUGUAAGGAGGAAGCGUGCACCCUGUCGGCCAUGACCUCUGGAAUCCGUCGCAACUGGAUCCAGGCCAUCAUGAAGAACGUGCGACCCACCAUCGCUCCAGAUGUCACCCGGAAAAACAUCUCUCUGAAACUUUCCGUUCUGAAGCCCAGGUCCCUCGCCGAUGAGAAGGCGUUGGCCCAUGUGACGUCGGAGCCGUGUCCACAGACCGCCGCCGCCGAGCCGAGCCCCAGUCCAGAGGCCCCCGAGUCGCACGCCCGCCGGCAGCCGGGCAGCGACGCCUCCUCCCCGUCCUUCGAGCCCCGGAAAAGCAGAGUUCGUGAGCGCAGGCGAGAGGGUCGCUCGAAGACCUUUGACUGGUCCGAGUUCAAAGCGGAGCGGACGGAGAGGCCGCCGAAGGACCGGGCGGACACCGUCGACCUCAGCUCGUCCUUCUCCCCGGCCUCCUCUUACUGCUCUCCUUCCUCUUCGCCUUCGUCGUUGGCGUCCUCUCCCGUCUCCGCCUCCUCCCUCCCAGCCUCUUCUGCGUCGGCGCUGGAAGCGGAAACGGAGAGGGGGCCCAGUGCAGCCGGUGCGACCCACAGGCCAAAUAGUGUUACCGUCACCGUGACCUCCGCGCUGAACACGCCGCCGCCGCCGCCGAUGCGAGGAUGCAAAGAGCACGCAAAGAUGGAGGUGGACCGUCCCGCCGGUGAAGACCAGCGGGACGCCGGAACCUCGGUGGUGCGAGAAGAGAUCGAGCAGCGAUGGCAUCAGGUGGAGAGGACGCCGCUGAGGGAAGAGAAGCAAGUGGCGAUCAACACGGCUCCGGGAAACUCUGACCGGCUGCCGGCGCACGAGCUCGCCGCCCUGCUGGACAAAGAGUUGGGACAGAAGCAGCAGGAGCUGGACAGGCUGCAGAGGCAAAAUGAUGUUUUGAAGGAGCAGUUGGGAGAUGCUCUAGGGAAGGAGCAAAGUGCCAGAGACGGCUAUGUGCUGCAGAACGCGACGCCGUCCUCCUCGUCGGCGCACCGAGCGCCGUGGCAAUGCCUGCGCGGCCUAAAUCAAGAUUUGCAGGGCGAGCUGGAGACACAGAAGCACAAGCAGGACCUCGCUCAGCAGCAAAUCCGAACGCUGAAGAGGAGCUACACGGAAGCCCAGGACGCUGUGGACCACCACGAGGCCGGCGUUCAGGCGCUGCGGUCCAAACUGGCGUCCGCGAUGGCGGAGAUCUCGGCCAGUGAACAGGCCGUGGCCCGGAUGCGCAACGAGCUCAAGCUGGAGCAGAGGCGCUCCCGGGAGCAGGAAGAGGAGCACGGCCGCGGCGAGGCCACCCUGCGAGCCCAGCUGAAGGACAGCGAAGACCGGCUGCGUGACGUGGAGGCCAGCCUCCUGGAGAGAAACCAGGCCCUGAGGCACCUGGAGCACCAGCAGGCCCUGCAGCGAGACCACGCCAGGGAGCUCCACCGGCUGCAGGAGAGGCUGCAGGAGGUCAUCGGGCGGCUGAGUGCCACCGAAGAGGCUCACGCGCUGAAAGAGGAGCGCCUGAGGAGGGAGCAGCACGGCAUGCGGGAGAGCCACGAAAGCGAGCGGCGGAUUCUGUGCGGGAGAUUGGCCGAGGCUGAAGCGGCGCAGGCGGAGACGAAGAACCGGCUGCUGGAGGCCGAGCAGCAGGUGGAGGCCCUGUUGAGGGGGAGGCAGGCGGGCUCCGGGGGGCAGGAGGUGCCGAAAUUGCGAGAAGAGCUGGCCCAGAAGGCCGACGCGGCGGAGUCACUGAGGGAGAGCGUGCGCAGGCUGGAGGAGGAGAAGGGCCACCUCACCUGCCGCUGUCAGGAGCUUCUCAACCAGAUCGCAGAAGCAGACCGAGAGGUCAGUAAGCUUCGCAGCCGCCUGGAGACGGAAGAGGCCGACUACUGCACGCUGGAGCACUCGUAUGAGAGGGCCACCCAAGAGUUUCAGAAAAUAAGCCAGGUCCUGAGGGAAAAAGAGGACGAGAUCCGGCAGACCAAGGAGACGUACGAGCGGCUGGUGGAACGUAAGGAAGAGGACUUGAAAGAGGCCCUCGUUAAAAUGGCUGCGCUCGGCUGCAGCUUGGAGGAAACGGAACACAGGCUGCAAGCAAAGGAGGAGCUUCUUUGUCGGCUGAGUCCAAGUAUCUUAGAGACGGUUGAGCCUUGUGGUGCUGAGAAAGACCUGAAAGCCAAGCUCGUGGUCGCAAAGGACCGCAUAGCCGAGCUGGAGCAGCAUCUCAAUGCCCUGCAGCUGGGAUACGCCGACCUGCGCGCGGAAAAGCCCCAAAUCCCGGAGCAGAGCAAGAAGUCGAGGCUUAAAACGUCGGCCUCCUUAUCAGCCGACAGAGAGCUCUCCCUCCCCUUUGACAAUGCGUCAAACACGGAUAACUUCCCCGACGAUAAAGAGUCUCAAGCCAAGAGACCCAGGAUCCGCUUUUCCAGCAUUCAGGGCCAGAAAUACCUGAACCUAGAGGGCCUGGACGCCAGCCAUUUCAGCGAAGACCUCGGUCCACGCGAGGGACAGACGUCCUCUGAAACCGCCUCGCAUCAGAGUAGCGACCCGGAGAAGUUCCUCUCCAUCAUACGUUCCCUGGAGGCUAAACUGCUCGCCACCGAGAAUAAACUCCGCGACCUCACGCGGCGUCUGGAGGAGCAGCGCCGCACCCGAGCAGAGGACGCUCCAGAGCCCGAAUCGGCGCGCGGGAGUGGUAGCGCUGCCGACGAGCGGUAUGCCAGCGCCCUGCUGUGCGUGGAGAACAGCAGGGAGAAAGUCGGCGCGAUCCUCGGCGGCGCCGGUGGCGCCGAGUCGCAGCUGCACUCGUUGUCGGCGAUCGAGAGGGAUUUGUUCAGCGCGUCGCUGUACAUGCGACAAGGACAUGAGACAUGGGGACAGCGAUCCCCCCCUGAGCGUCAAACCCCCGAGGCUCUAGAUGGGGAAGCUCUGCGGCUCUUUGCCCAAACGCUGUCGCUUGAGGCGGUCGUCUUGAACAAGAUGGCUUCGUUACUACAGACGUCCAAGUCCGACGUCUUGCAUUCUCUCGCUGACGUGUGGGAGGACGUAGGGGACAUUAAAAGGGCGGACAAAGGUUGCUUGGCUGUAGUUUAUGCCGAUGCCUUGACCACAAAGUUGAUGUUAGAGAGUUCCUUCUGUAAAGAAUUGGAAAAAGCCAAGACGGGCGACGCUGAAUCCAGAGCGAGCGUUUCCGCCGACGUAGAUGUCGAUGCUGCAGUUGUCUUUAACACCGUCGUGAAAGCGGAGCUGGCCUACUCUAUUCACGAGCUCAAAGUUUGCUACGAGGAUGAAUUAAAAACACUAAAAGGGGAGUUGACGCUGGCCCACGACAACCUGCAUCACAGGGAAGAGGCUCUGAAGGCGAUUAUUGAGGCUUCCAAAAGUCCCGAUUUGAAAAAUGUAAUAAAAGAAAUCAAAAACGAGUUUGGGUUCAGCAGACCGAGAUUAGCCGACGUCACCCCCCCCGAACUGGCCCCCUACGUGGAGCACAUUGAGAUGGAGGAGGCCAGAGGCUCGGCCGAGGAAAUCGUAGACCGGCACCUGGCGGCCGAAACGGCAGAAACUCGCGGCGCCGAAUCGAUCGGAUCGCUGCGCAGCGCGCACGAGCGCCUGGCCGACGAGCUACAAAGACAAGCGGCCGUCCUCCACGCGUGUGCCCAGGAGAUAGAGCGGGGCGGAACCCGCCCGGGCCCGCGCGAAAUGCUCCACGGCGCUCUAGCCCAGCAGAGCUCGCGCCCUUUCACGGGCGCCUCUCUCUGCAUGCGCGACGCCCUGGUCCAGGCCCAAGUGGCGUACGUGGCGUGCAGGCUGCGGGCCCUGCACCAAGAAGACCUGGGCCGCUGCCGGCGGGCGGGCCGCGACAUGAGCGCGCUCGUCCAGCAGCACGCCGGCGACGUCGCCGCCAUCCACGAGCGAUACCAGGCGGCCCUCGAGGGCGAGCGGCAGAACUUCGCGCGGACCGCGGCGGCUCUGCAGAAGGAGAACCAGGCGCUGAAGAGCGAGAUCAGCAAGCGCGUGAACCAGCUCUCCCAGCAGCAGAAGCAACUGGCUCUCCUGGAGGGCCGCUAUAAGAAGGAGGCCGAGGAGCUGAGGCGACGGCACGCGCAGGAGCUGAGCCGAGCGGAGAAGGGCCGCGCCUCCGCCGAGCUGGCCCUCGUGGAGACGACCUCGGACAGUCGGCGCGAGCUGGAGGUCCUGCUGGCGGACGCGGGCGCCGCGGAGGAGCGGCACGAGGGUCGCGUGGGGGAACUGGAGGAGCGGUUUGAACAGAGGAUCUGUGAGCUCCAGCGCGUCCACGAGCGGGAGAUGGAAAAGUUGAGUUCACAAUACAUGCGAGACAUUCAAGGCGUCCAAAGGGACCAGGAGAAGAUAAAGGAGCCUCGGGUUCCCCGCUCGUGCCCCGGAGACGAGGCCGCCACGCCGAUGGAAGAGGAGGAGCAGGGGAGCGGGGAGGACGCGGAGCUGGACUCCAUGUUGGUUCUGAAGGGCCGCGUCCGGGAGCUGGAGGCUCAGAUGAGCACCAUGAGGGACGAACUGGAGAACAAGCACCUAGAAGGAGAUGUGGCCAGCCUGAGAGAGAAAUACCAGAGAGACUUUGAGAGUCUUAAGGCCACGUGUGAACGCGGCUUCGCCGCAAUGGAGGACACGCACCAGAAGGUGGUGCACGACCUCCAGAGGCAGCACCAGAGGGAGAUUUCCCAACUCAUGGAAGAACGAGAGAGGCUGCUGGCCGAGGAGACGGCCGCCACAAUCGCCGCUAUUGAAGCGAUGAAGAACGCACACAGGGAGGAACUGGAGAAGACCCACCGCUCCCAACGGAGUGGAUUGAACUCUGACAUUGAUGAACUUCGCUUGCAAUACGAGGAGGAGCUGCAGUCCAUCCACAGAGAGCUGGAGGUGCUGUCGGAGCAGUAUUCCCAGAAGUGCUUGGAGAACGCCCACCUGGCCCAGGCGCUGGAGGCCGAGCGGCAGGCGCUCAGGCAGUGCCAGCGGGAGAACCAGGAGCUCAACGCUCACAACCAGGAGCUAAACAACCGACUGACCACAGAGAUCUCUCGGAUGCGCUCCUGUUUCAGUGGGGAAACGGCGCUGUCGCCUCUUACUCAGGGCAGCGACGUGUACGAGCUGGAGGUGUUGCUUCGAAUUAAGGAGUCCGAGAUCCAGUAUCUCAAGCAAGAAAUCCACUCUUUAAAAGACGAGCUGCAGUCCGCCCUGCGGGACAAGAAAUAUGCCACGGACAAAUACAAGGGCAUCUACACGGAGCUGAGCAUCGUGAAGGCAAAGGCCGACUGCGACAUCGGCAAGCUGAAGGAGAAGCUGCUCGUCGCCACUGAAGCUUUAGGCGAGAGGGCUGUGGACGGAGCGGUCCCGUCUGGAUACGAUAUCAUGAAAUCAAAAAGUAAUCCAGAUUUCCUGACAAAUGAACGAUCAACAACCUCCAAGCAAUCAAGAGGCAUAAGGUCAAAGAGCCUGAAAGAGGGACUAACCGUGCAGGAGCGUAUGAAGCUUUUUGAGGCAAAAGAUUCCAAAAAGAUUUGAUUAUUAAGAAUUCAACGUUUUAUUUCUCCUUGCUGACCUCGUUUUUUUGGUCAGAGUGCUUCAGCUUCUAUUGGACUAUUAUUGGAAUUGGAAAUACAUUUAUCAAGAUCGGUUAUAAACUUGGACGUGCUGCUUCCACGCCUCCCGUGAACUACCGCCAGCUUUUUGUCGUUUCUUCCUUUUCAUUAAUUGAGAAAUGUUUUAUUGAAUCAAUCCUGUAGGUUUCUUUAAAGACAAAUCCACAGAUGUGUAAUCUAUCCAAUAGAUGUGUCAAAUAAGCUGCGAGAGGGAUACGUGACAGCAAUUUAUACUGAUCUUCCCAGGAUGCCAAAAUAGACAGCAAUACACACUAUGAAAAAUAUAUAUUUCCCAAUAUUAAGUAUCUGCUGUAUUUUAUUAUUGUUGCAGUUUCUAAAUCUUAUCCUUUUAAUGUGUGUAUUGUCCUGUUGUACAUAACUACGGGAUAUGUGGAAGAGUAUGGCUUGCUAUUGAUCGUUGGCUUGCUAUUGAUCGUUGGGGUAUCUGCUGUACAAUUACUAUGGUUUGGUUGAUAGUGGAAACAAUGUGAGCGUUUUCUAAAUU
Gasterosteus aculeatus aculeatus (three-spined stickleback) is the source of this 8392-nucleotide messenger RNA. The record is from RefSeq and is a predicted model, not a curated record. Lineage: Eukaryota; Metazoa; Chordata; Actinopteri; Perciformes; Gasterosteidae.